This is a messenger RNA of Thlaspi arvense, 1656 nucleotides long. The record is from the annotation of a GenBank genome assembly. Lineage: Eukaryota; Viridiplantae; Streptophyta; Magnoliopsida; Brassicales; Brassicaceae.
AUAACCUCCAUCUCCGUCGCCGGUGACCGACCCACCUCGCCGCCGAUGGGUGCCACAGAUCCCGUGGUGGCGAAAGAGAGCGAAAAUGUAGAGGGGGAGGGAGGAGAGCAGGAGAAGGGAAAAGCAGAAGCAGUGGUGAAGGAUUUGGAGAAAGGUGAAGGGGGGUUAAGCGCCACAAACCCUCUGCGGCUUGUCAUGAACAGCGCCACCAGAGUGCCCCCAGUCUCGCCUCACCCUCGCUCCACUCCUUCUCCUGCGCAGUCUCGAGCCACUCCUUCUCCUGCUGAUCAGCCUCGUGCCACUCCAACCCCACAGCGGUUUUCCAUGGUGUCGCAUCAAUCAGUUGUGACUCUGAGUUCAAGAACAUACACAGACAGGUUUUCUCUGUUCGUCUUCCUUCUCCACAUGGUGGUGGCUUUUGGACUAGUAUGCUUCCUUAUAUACAAGGGUAUUCAAGGACUAAUAGAACCUGGGUCGAUUCAGAGAAAGGAGGAAAGGAUUUUACAAUUUUUUCUGCCCCAGGUUGAGGCCGCUUCCCUUUUGAGCAUAACGCUGGCAUUUGCAUGGCAAAAAGCAGUGAGAUUGUGGCCUGAAGUCAUGGUUCACUUCAUACUAUGGAGUUCCUUUGCCAUGUCCUUAUCUGCCGGAAUUCUUCUAAUUUGCUUCCAAAAGCCAUCCAUUGAUGGUGUUGGCGUCCUCUUCAUUGCCUUUGCAAUUGGUAACGGCCUAUAUGCCUGUUGGGUCAACCAGCGAAUCAAGUUUUGUGGCAAGGUAUUGAUCAAAUCACUUGAACCAUUGGGGAAGUUUCCUGACUUGAAUCAACCAACCUAUUGGAUGCUUGGUGCUGGGUUCAUGUGGAUGUCCCUGUGGAUUCUAGCCGUUAUGGGGUCUUUGAAUUUCUAUAUUCCACCAUUGAUUAUAAUUGCACUGAUGUUGAGUUUGGCCUGGACGGCUGAAGUCAUGAGGAAUGUGGCUAAUUUGACCGUUAGCAGGGUGAUUGCCUUGUUUUAUCUCAGGGGAAUGCAGUCUAACACUCAGUUCUGCUUCCAAAGAGCCCUGUCAAAGAAUUUGGGAAGUGCAUGUCUUGGGUCCCUCUUCGUGCCCACAAUUGAGGCUCUAAGGAUUGUGGCCCGAGGCCUGAAUUUGCUUGAGGGAGAAGAUGAGUUCAUGUUUUCAUGUGCUCAUUGUUGUCUUAGAGUGAUGGAGUCUAUAUUCAGAUAUGGUAAUGGCUGGGCUUAUGUGCAGAUAGCAGCAUAUGGAAAAGGGUUCGUCAUGGCUUCACAAGACACUUGGAAGCUCUUUGAGGAUCAACAAAUGGAAGCCCUUGUUGACUCUGACAUGACGAGUGCAAUCUGCUUCCUCACUGGAGUCUGCAGCGGCUCCAUCUGUGUAAUUGUGGUGGCUGCUUGGACUGCCAAAGUCCACCAGAUAUUCACAGCCACCAUCUCCCUCCUGGCCUUCUUCAUUGGUUAUCUUAUGACUAGGAUUGCCAUGGCAGUGCCACAGGCAUGUGUCAGCUGUUACUAUGUCUGCUAUGCUGAGAAUCCUGAAAGCCGACUGUUUGACAAAACGAUUUCAGAUCGGCUAGAGUUGAUGAAAUCUGGCCGUGACGUUGUCAUGCCUACACCUCGAGUUCCUCGGAGAUUCAUGACUUAA